AUGCAGGGUGGAGGGAUUGAGAUGAGGGAGGAUCUCCGUGGAGAUGGAGUGACGGGUAAGAACGUGAGGAUAUCCAACUUCAAUCAUCUUUUAGCACAAUCCGUACCGGACUGGACGUGGACACCGCAAAGCAGGAUCCAGAUGGAGCGAAUUGAGAGAUCGAAGGACGACUCCGUGAGUCUGUGGCCCUGUAUGAACAUGCUGCAAGAGACAGGUGUCAUGGAAAUUGAAGUUGAUGGAGAGCAAGUAUGCAAUUCUAUCAGACGCCACUUCAGGUAUCGGCACCCCAGAAAACGCUACAAACACGCGUACACACUUCUCCGGACAUUCUAUGCAAUCGCUCCGCCAUAA
This is a messenger RNA of Pseudocercospora fijiensis CIRAD86, 351 nucleotides long. RefSeq lists its product as uncharacterized. The coding region runs from base 1 to 351 and encodes 116 amino acids. NCBI's taxonomy places the organism in Eukaryota, Fungi, Ascomycota, Dothideomycetes, Mycosphaerellales, Mycosphaerellaceae. The record is from RefSeq and is a predicted model, not a curated record. The transcript has 3 exons.